CGGGCCACUGUGGAGGGCAGACGAGUGCAGCUGCACAGUCCAAAAUUUGUCUCAAGUUUUCGCUCGAUUUUAGUGUUACCGGACUCGUUGCAAGAUGAAGGACUUCGAUGAUGUAAUGACCAUUGUUGGAAGCCACGGGCCAUACCAGCGGCGGGUAUUAUUGGGUAUCAUUUGCCCUACCAGUGUUCUUGCCGCUAUGACAAUGAAUAUUUUGCUGUUCCAAGUACCAGUGCCAGAUCACUGGUGCCACGUACCAGGGCAGGAAAACACAUCUUAUUCACAUGAAGCUUGGUUAAACCUUACCAUACCAAGAGAUAUAAAAACGGGCAAACUGUCGGAGUGUCAUCAGUACAGAGUGGAGUGGACGACGGAACAAGGGAACCAGUCGUUUAUUGUUCACAACGACACACACGCGUGCGACUUCGGAUGGAAACACGACACUUCCGAAUUCGAAGAAACGCUAGCCACCACCAACCAAUGGUUCUGCGAGGAAAGGAGUUACUCGGAUCACGUCUACUCAAUCAACAUGGCGGGGAAUAGUGUUGGCACCAUCGUCCUGCCUGUGCUGGCUGAUAGAUUCAUAGGUCGACGCUUAAUGUUCUACAUAGCGCUCUUCAUCCACAUACUCUUCACACUGCCGGCUGUGUGGGUAUCAAAUUACGGCUUUCACCUUACGCUCAGGUUCUUUGCCGGUCUAGCUUUCGAGACGAACUACAUGAUGCCUUAUAUUAUAGGCUUAGAGUUCCUCUCCCCGGACAAACGCACAGCGGCCACCCUCUUUUCCUUCGCGUCGUGGACUUUCGGCAUGUGCCUGACGUCCCUCGUCUCGUGGCUCCUUCCUAGUUGGCAGUACUUGGCACUCGUAUCCUGCGUUCCCUCCGCCCUCGCCUUCGCUUACUGGUGGUACCUCCCUGAGUCCCCCCGUUGGCUGCUGUCCCAGGGAAGAAUACAUGAGUGUGCGACCAUCCUGCUGAAUGUAGCCCGCAUCAACGGCAAAAAAGACGUAUACCGGACGCAGCUUGAGUCGGAUUUAUACAUCUUGUGGAACCUGCAGGAGAAGGAAGUGUCACUGAGGGAAGCCACGCGUUACCCGAAGCUGCGUCUGAGAGCUCUUAUAUUAUUCUUCAUGGGCGCGUGCAGCUACCUCUGCUACGGCAUGGUGUUCCUGGGCAUCACCGUCCUCUCCAGCAACUACUUCCUCAGUCACUUCGUCGUCUCGAUCUCGGAACUUCCCAGCAAUGCCCUUGGGUGGAUGUGGACGCAUUUCUUAGGACGUCGCUUCACCUGCAUCACCACCUUCCUGAUCACGGCUGCUUUUGUGGCUGCGGCGCCCUUCUGCCGGCAUGAUAAAUGGGUGAUGUUAGCCAUGGUCGCUUUCAUCAGACUCUUCUGCACGCAACUCAUCUACGUCGUGUACGUGCAGUGCACAGAAAUCUUCCCCACGCCCAUCAGGUCUACGGGGCUGGCCUGGCUGAUCGUCUGCGGGCUGGCCACCAUGAUUUCCACGCCUUUCCUUCUGCACCCUAUUCCCCUUAAACAUUCUCCAGAGCACUCGCUAUGUCACACCCGAAACAACAUUAGAACACGCACCCACGGAUACAUAUCAUGUACACCUAAGGAUAGCUUCACCCAGCCUCCGAUAACACAAAUGACGCUGUUUCCCCUCUGUGUCACACUCACUGAUAAUGACACAGUUAUCGUGAUACAUAACGCCACAGGACUCUCGCAGACAACGACCAGUCGCCGUCUCUGA
Molecule: messenger RNA, 1753 nt
Organism: Penaeus indicus
Lineage: Eukaryota; Metazoa; Arthropoda; Malacostraca; Decapoda; Penaeidae
Product: solute carrier family 22 member 7-like
Exons: 12
Coding region: 95-1753 (552 amino acids)
Biological process (GO): transmembrane transport
Cellular component (GO): membrane
Molecular function (GO): transmembrane transporter activity
Source: RefSeq, a predicted model, not a curated record